ACAUAAUUUUCCGCCAAAGCCGGAUACAAAUUAAAUCGAACCCACUGUUCUUAACCAAAUCGCCCUAAAAUAGCUCAAGAGCGACAUAAAAAACCGGGUUAAAAAAACAGCGACCCUUAACUGAUAAAGAAAAUUUGCAUACGUAUAAAGAGAAAAGCCGAAGCAUCAAUACUACGAUAACUCAGGUUAUCGUCCUUGAAACGAAGCCUUCAAAAACAUCACCAGAUUUUGCUCAAUAGUCGUUCGAUCGUCCUCUGUUUAGCGGUGAUAUGUUUACCGAGGGAUUAGUUUUCGUGAUCGCUGUUGUGCUCCUCUACUGCACAAUUCAGAGCUGGGUAAACAAAGCCAUGAAUUAUCCUCCCGGACCUGCUACUCUGCCGAUCAUUGGAAACCUUUAUAACUUAGGAACUGUUCCACUCCACAGCCUGACCAAACUCGGCCAAAAGUACGGUAGUGUUUUCCAGAUCUUCUUGGGAAGUCAACGAGCGGUUGUUGUCAGUGAUAUCACCACUGCCAAAACUGCCCUUUUAAGAAACGUUAAUGACUUUGCAGGCAGACCCAGUGUGCAUUCUGGUGAUAUCUAUUCCCAUAACGGAAACGCAAUCAGCUUCGGAAAUUUCUCUCCCGCCUGGAAACUGCAAAGGAAGAUUGCACAAGGAGCACUCAAGCUGUGUAGUGCAGGAAUGGAGAAACUAGAAAGGAUCAUUUGCAGAGAGAUCGAAGAAGUUUUUCGACAGUUUGAUCUCAAUGAUGGGAAACCGCACAAUCCAAGUCAGAGUAUUAGUGUAGGAGUUCUAAACAUAAUUUGCGCGUUGACCUUUGGUUCACGAUACAGCGACUGCGAUCCGGAGUUUAGCACCGUUGUCGAACUCAACGACACCUUUGCAGAGACACUGGGUCUUGGAAAUUUAGUGGACAUAUUCCCUGCACUUAAACAAUUGCCAUUCGACUCAAACAACAUCCGUCGACUAAAGAGGUCGGUUCAAGAAAGAGACAGGAUCCUUCUUAAGAAGUACAAGGAGCAGCUGGAGACCUACGAGCCAGGAAAAAUCAGAGGCUUUACAGACGCACUCAUCAAAGUCAUAAAAGACAACGAACAAGCUGACAACAAGAUCAACUCCCUGAUUUCAGAAGACCACAUGCUCAUGAGCAUGGCCGACAUGUUUGCUGCCGGAUCAGAGUCACUAACUUCCACACUUCUCUGGGUGCUGCUUCUCCUCAACAACCACCCUGAGGUUCAGGAGAAGGUGCAUCGUGAGCUCGACGAAGUGAUUGGCCGCAAGCGUCUCCCCAGUCUCACGGACAAGAAGAACCUCCCUUACUUGGAAGCGACCUUAGCCGAGGUACUACGUCUCAGGCCACCGGCUCCACUGGGGCUCCCUCAUAAGGCGCUAGUGGACACCACCUUAAACGGGUACAACAUCCCCAAGGACACCACAUUGAUAGUCAAUUUAUGGGCCAUUCACCAUGAUCCUAAGUACUGGGAGAGCCCUACUAAGUUUGACCCCAACAGGUUCUUGGACAACAAUGGCAAUGUAUUGAAUCCUGCAUCUUUGAGUUAUCUGCCGUUCUCAGCUGGUAGGCGAGUGUGCUUGGGUGAGCUGAUGGCAAAAGCGGAGUUGUUCCUGUUUGUUUCUCAGCUAUUGCACCAGUUCAAGAUUGAAAACCUCCCCAACUAUCCCUACCCCUCUCUAGAAGGGACGAUUGGCAUGGGACUGAAGCCCAAACCUUACAAGGUUUUCUUCAAACGGCGAUUCUAGACUUGGAAAAAUGAAAGGGUCGAGUGGCACAAUGAAUUUUACCUAAAAAAAUCCUUGAAUGACGCUUACUGCAAACGUCAAAGUUGAAGCUCCGUAAACUUCAUAUAGAACCCUCUACCUAUAGAAACAAAUUUUUCGUUCCCUCCUAGUCGCUUGAUUUUUAGGAUUAGAGGAAACGCUGGGUAAAAAGAGAAUUAAAUUUGCAGGUACCACAUUCGCCACGUUAAACUUCUUCAAUUUCGUGUCGGAAAUGACGAUGA
Messenger RNA from Pocillopora damicornis (cauliflower coral), 2020 nucleotides. Its product is annotated as steroid 17-alpha-hydroxylase/17,20 lyase. NCBI's taxonomy places the organism in Eukaryota, Metazoa, Cnidaria, Anthozoa, Scleractinia, Pocilloporidae. Gene Ontology annotation, molecular function: steroid 17-alpha-monooxygenase activity; heme binding; iron ion binding. The record is from RefSeq and is a predicted model, not a curated record. Gene Ontology annotation, biological process: progesterone metabolic process; hormone biosynthetic process.